Nasonia vitripennis (jewel wasp) is the source of this 1184-nucleotide messenger RNA. RefSeq names its product tctex1 domain-containing protein 2. Bases 465 to 914 code for a protein of 149 amino acids. Gene Ontology annotation, cellular component: cytoplasm; cytoplasmic dynein complex. NCBI's taxonomy places the organism in Eukaryota, Metazoa, Arthropoda, Insecta, Hymenoptera, Pteromalidae. Gene Ontology annotation, biological process: microtubule-based movement. The record is from RefSeq and is a predicted model, not a curated record. The transcript is spliced from 4 exons. Gene Ontology annotation, molecular function: dynein intermediate chain binding.
GAACAUUUCAAUACCUCGUUUUUAAUUAAAAGAAUGCACACUAUAUAGUUAGCUUUAAUUAAAGUAAUAAUAAUAAUAAUAAUAAUAAUAAUAAUGAGUCAUAUCAAAUUUCGCGCGCUACGACCGCCAUUGACUUUAAAAGGCGCGAAAAUGCAUCUGUCAACGAAAAAUGCUCGACGUUGUUUUGAAAGCCGGUCUUCACGUUACACAAAGAAUUUCCAACUUUUAUACACUUUCGCAUCAGCAUCGCAUCGCGGAGUAUCGUUUUCCACAUUGUUGACGAAAAAAUCGUUCGAUUGAGUCAGCGCAACAGUCGCUAGACAACAGAGCGUAACAAUGGAAACAAAAACACGCUGUGUUGUCUAGACCCUAACCUCGGAAAGAAGCGACUCGGGCUGUUGAUACAAACAAUUGAGAUUAUCUUGUAUACUUAUACCCUUGUGUUUUUUGCGUUUGUGUAAAAAAUGGAAAGCUCGUCGGAAUCGCAGCCUAUGGAUAAUGUCGAGCACGAAGAAGAGGAGGAUUCCGGAGAAAACGUCGAUAUCGCGGAGGCUGAUUCAACGAAUAUCUAUCAGAUUAGUCCCAAGCUGGAUGAAAAGUUCAAACCGUUAAGCGCUAAGGAGGUUAUACACAAUGUACUUUUCGAUUACUUAUCCACCAAAGAGUACAUCAAAGAUGAUGCACCAACGUGGACCAAAGAGAUUGCAGACAUCAUCAGGGAUAAGAUAAAAAAGUUGGAAUUCAAAAAGUAUAAAUACAUGGUCAACAUUGUGCUCGGUCAGAAAAAUGGGGCUGGCUUGAAAAUGGGUACUCGAUGCAUCUGGGAUGCUGAAACUGACUGCUAUGCCCACGACUGUUUCACGAAUGAUUCGUUGUUCUGUGUUGCUGCAGUCUACGCUGUCUACCACUAUUAGAAAUAUUCUUGUCAAUACCAUUGAAAGACCAAGGAUCAUUGUAAAUAGUACAAUAGAAAAAUUAGUGUAAAGUAAGUGGUAAUAUUAUUUAUUGUAAUUUUAUAAUUAUGUACAUUAUUGUAUAACCUUACAUAAGAUAACAUUUCCGUCAUUGUGCCUUAAGAUUGUACUUUUAAUUAACGUCAUUUUAUUGCAUAAUAUGACAUAGUUAUUGUCAGUAUAGCACCACAAAUAAAUUAUUAAAUAUUUUAUUAAAAAAGUUAUGGUACG